Raphanus sativus (radish) is the source of this 1909-nucleotide messenger RNA. RefSeq lists its product as uncharacterized. Gene Ontology annotation, molecular function: hydrolase activity, hydrolyzing O-glycosyl compounds. The transcript is spliced from 3 exons. Bases 337 to 1725 code for a protein of 462 amino acids. Gene Ontology annotation, biological process: carbohydrate metabolic process. NCBI's taxonomy places the organism in Eukaryota, Viridiplantae, Streptophyta, Magnoliopsida, Brassicales, Brassicaceae. The record is from RefSeq and is a predicted model, not a curated record.
GUCCUUUUGGUCGCACGUCUUCAUCAUCAUCUUUAUCAUCAUCAUCAUCAAAGACCUCUCUUUGUCCCCGUGACAGCUAUUUAUUAACGAAAACCUCACCGACCCAAUUCUCUUAUUUCCCCCAAAAAUCUAGUUCUGUGUUUUGUAAUUUAAGCUCCGCAGAAUCUUAACCAAUUGUACAUCGAAAAGUUUGGUGUUUGGAGAAAGCUAAGCUAUUGAGAGAAUCUCUCGGAUUAUAUCACAUGUCGGAAAAUUCGGUUCCGGCUUGUCUUUCAGGUUGUGUACUGCGGAGAUAAAUCUUGGAAGAAAGAAAUUAUAAAAAAAAAAAACAGGAGGAUGGGGAAGAGCAAACCAACAACUUUAUUGCGUUUAGUUUCGACAGUUGCCGGAUUUGUUUUCGCGAUUCAUCUAAUCAUCCUAUACAGCAGAAACUAUAGUGUAGAUAAUCUCGAAGUCUCUUCUCAGUCACUACUACUCCACCAUCAUCCCCUUGUACAUGAGCUGGAACGAGUUGAACAAGAGAACAUUCACAUGCCUCCUCCUAGGAAACGUUCUCCACGAGCUAUCAAAAGAAAACCCAAAAGACCAACAACCACUCUUGUCCAAGAGUUUCUCGACGAGAACUCUCAGAUUCGCCAUCUUUUCUUCCCCGACAUUAAAUCCAGCUUUGGUCCGACCAAGGAUGGUGGUGGUAAUGACACAUCGCUGCACCACUUCUUCCCUGGGAAGAUUUGGUUGGACACUGAAGGGAAUCCGAUUCAAGCACACGGUGGUGGUAUAUUAUAUGAUGAAAGGUCCAAGAGUUACUAUUGGUACGGUGAAUAUAAAGAUGGAGUAACGUAUCACUCUCACAAGAAAGGAGCAGCUCGUGUUGAUAUAAUUGGUGUUGGAUGCUACUCGUCGAGAGACUUAUGGACGUGGAAGAACGAAGGUGUUGUCUUAGCAGCCGAAGAACUAGACGAGACACAUGACUUACACAAGCUCAACGUUCUCGAGCGACCUAAAGUGAUUUACAACUCGGACACCGGUAAAUACGUGAUGUGGAUGCAUAUAGACGACGCGAACUACACCAAAGCUUCUGUAGGUGUAGCCAUUAGCGACAACCCGACCGGUCCGUUCGAUUACUUAUACAGCAAGUCACCGCACGGGUUCGACAGCAGAGACAUGACCGUCUUCAAAGACGACGACAACACCGCCUACUUGGUCUACUCCUCGGAGGACAACAGCGUUGUCCACGUCGGUCCGUUAACCGAGGAUUACCUCGGCGUUAAACCGGUGAUGAAGAGAAUCAUGGUGGGACAACACAGAGAAGCGCCGGCUGUUUUCAAACACCAAAACACUUACUACAUGAUCACGUCUGGCUGCACGGGUUGGGCACCGAACGAGGCGUUGGCUCAUGCGGCUGAGUCGAUGAUGGGUCCGUGGGAGACGUUGGGGAACCCUUGUGUUGGCGGGAACAAGAUUUUUCGGUCGACGACGUUUUUGGCGCAGGGGACGUAUGUGGUGCCGUUGCCUGGUGUUCCUGGUGGGUUUAUAUUUAUGGCGGAUAGGUGGAACCCUGCGGAUUUGAGAGAUUCGAGGUAUUUGUGGCUGCCGCUGAUAGUUGGUGGAACGGCUGAUCGGCCUCUUGAGUCUAGUUUUGGGUUUCCGGUGUGGUCGAGGGUCUCUGUAUAUUGGCAUAGACAAUGGCGGUUGCCUUGGGGAGGAGAGAAGGAGAUUGCUUGAGGAAAUAGAUAGAGCUUUUCAAACUCUUUUUCACUUGUCUCUUCUUCUUCUUUUUUUUUUUUCUGUUGUGCAUUCUUAUGGUUGUGUUGUUGUUGUGCUGCUUUGUUUUGGUUUACUGGUAUAUAUGUAGACACUAUACAGGAUUAUAGGCCUUUGUUAAUAUCAGAUCAGUUUGGUGACUGUA